This is a messenger RNA of Chanos chanos (milkfish), 2643 nucleotides long. RefSeq names its product very long-chain specific acyl-CoA dehydrogenase, mitochondrial. The transcript has 20 exons. Bases 170 to 2146 code for a protein of 658 amino acids. Lineage: Eukaryota; Metazoa; Chordata; Actinopteri; Gonorynchiformes; Chanidae. The record is from RefSeq and is a predicted model, not a curated record. Gene Ontology annotation, molecular function: very-long-chain fatty acyl-CoA dehydrogenase activity; fatty-acyl-CoA binding; flavin adenine dinucleotide binding.
UCUCACGAACGAGUCGGCAAAAGAGCAAUAACACGACAGAGUGCCUAGGCCCGACAAAACAAAGGACAGAUAGUGAAGGACAAGGACCAGUUCAGCGAUUUUAAAACAUUUCCCCAGUGCGAAAAGGAACAUUUCUAAGGACCGCCAUAUAGAUACAUUGUUUUGAAAUAUGCUUCUUAGCAAAGUGGCCUUGACUCCAGCCGUCCGCGGCACGGUCAUUCGCUUUUCACCAGCAGUCUCCGGGGUUCAACGUGUGGUCGGCGCCGCUGCGAUACAGAAUGCCCGUCUAUAUGCCAGCCAAGCUGCCGAGGCGGUGUUGGAGAAGACUGAGGUUGGCACUGCUACAGCAGCGAAGGCCCGUGCCGAGAGGAAGACCCAGACAGCAGAGUCAAAGUCUUUUGCUGUGAACAUGUUUAAAGGCCAGAUCAGCACAGAACAGGUCUUUCCAUUUCCCUCAGUGUUGAAUGAGGAGCAGAGUCAGUUCCUGCAGGAGUUGGUUCCUCCAGUUUCCAAAUUCUUUCACGAGGUGAAUGACCCGAUGAAGAACGACGCCCUAGAGAAGGUGGAGGACCACACUAUGGAGGGGCUGAAGGAGAUGGGGGCCUUCGGCCUGCAGGUGCCCGCUGAGCUGGGUGGCCUUGGACUCAACAACACUCAGUAUGCUAGACUGGUGGAGAUUGUGGGAAUGCAUGACCUUGGCGUUGGCAUCACACUGGGGGCCCAUCAGUCUAUUGGCUUUAAGGGUAUUCUGCUGUUUGGCAACCAGGCACAGAGAGAGAAGUACCUACCCAAACUGGCAUCUGGUGAGACUAUGGCGGCGUUUUGUCUGACAGAACCAGCGAGUGGUUCUGAUGCUGCCUCCAUUAAGACCACAGCUGUGCGUUCCCCCUGCGGUCAGUACUACACACUCAAUGGAGGAAAGAUCUGGAUCAGUAAUGGAGGUCUAGCGGAGAUCUUCACCGUGUUCGCAAAGACUCCCAUGAAGGAUGAGAAGACAGGAGAAAUGAAAGACAAAAUCACAGCCUUCAUCGUGGAGAGGAGCUUUGGAGGAGUAACACAUGGUCCUCCGGAGAAGAAGAUGGGGAUUAAAGCGUCUAAUACGGCAGAGGUGUACUUUGAGAAUGUGCGGGUGCCUGCGGACUGUGUUCUGGGAGAAGUGGGCGGCGGUUUUAAAGUGGCCAUGAACAUUCUGAAUAACGGGAGGUUUGGAAUGGCCGCCGCCUUGUCUGGAACCAUGAAAGGAGUCAUCGGCAAGGCUGUUGACCACGCUGCGAACAGAACCCAGUUUGGUAGCAAGAUUCACACAUAUGGAGCCAUACAGGAGAAAAUGGCCCGAAUGGCCAUGCUGCAUUAUGUUACCGAGUCUAUGGCGUAUAUGAUCAGUGGGAACAUGGACAGUGGUGCCAAAGAGUUCCAGAUUGAAGCUGCCAUCAGCAAGAUCUUUGCCUCGGAGGCAGCAUGGACAGUAACAGAUGAAUGCAUCCAAGUCAUGGGCGGAAUGGGUUUCAUGAAGGACUCCGGUGUAGAAAGGGUGAUGAGGGAUUUGAGAAUUUUCCGGAUCUUUGAGGGGACCAAUGACAUCCUCAGACUGUUUGUUGCCCUCAAUGGCUUCCAGAAUGCAGGUAAUCACCUGAAGAGUUUGCAGAAGGCUCUGAAGAACCCACUGGGUAAUGCUGGACUCCUGGCAGGAGAAGUGAGCAAGAGAGCCAGGAGGAGGGCAGGUCUUAGUACCGGUCUAACUCUACAGGGGUCUGUGCAUCCUGAAUUGUCUCCGAGUGGAGAUUUGGCAGUGAAGGCCAUCGAGACCUUCGGUGUCACCAUUGAAGACCUCCUGCUCAAACAUGGCAAAAAGAUCAUCAACGAGCAAUUUGUGCUGAAGAGAGUGGCAGAUAGUGCUAUCGACCUGUACGCCAUGGUGGUUGUCCUGUCCAGGGCUUCCCGCUCUCUGAGCCAGGGGCUCCCUUCUGCUCAGCAUGAGAAAAUCCUGGCUGAGACCUGGUGUAUGGAGGCCUAUGACAGGAUCAUGCAGAAUGCCAAGGCUCUGAGGUCCAGCUCUAGCCCCAGGCUCUUUAAGAACAUGAAGGAGAUCUCCAUGUCUGUGGUGGAUAAUGGAGGAGUGGUAGCGCCCCACCCUCUGGGCUUUUAAAGACACACACACACAACACACACACACACACACACACAGAGUGCAGAACUAGAACUCAUGUAAAACACUGGGUAGAGAGCCUGUAGUGGGAGUGAGUGCUGUGUACUAGUGAAACAGAGAGACUUUCAGAGAUGCCAGGACUCUUGCUGUGCCCUGAUGAUUGCUGAAGCCUUACACACCCUCACCUGAUUCUCUGUCUUCUGUGUGUAUCACACACCUGCCUCUACCUCAUCAGUGUUCCGUGUCCAUAAUCACUGUCCUGUCGUCCUUACACAGACUGUGAGUGAGACACCCACAUUCCCACUGUCGAUUUGUUCAUUUGUCGAUCUGUCAUGUUUGUAUCAUAAGUACUCUCUCUCCAGUCAGUACAUAAGUACUCUCUCUACAGUCAGUACAAAGGUACUCUCUCUCCAGUCAGUACAUAAAUAAUCUCUCUCCAGUCAGUACAUAAGUACUCUCUCUACAGUCAGUACAUAAAUACUCUCUCUCCAGUCAGU